UCUUCAUUAGCGCCUGAGUUCACCCACACAAACAGACCGCAAGUAUUAUAUUUCUCUUCGCUAUCUUGCCAUUUACCUAGGCAUUAAGCGAUAAUUAAUUUACGAUCUUGCCUCCGACAUAUUGUUCAAGCACAACAGACACUGCCAAAAUGUCGUCCUCACAGCCGCUCUUUGCGAACAUGACACAGCCCGAGAUUGACGAGCGCAUGAAAGAGAUCCAAUCAGGCUGCUAUGCCUACACAGAUCUUCUCGAGCCUAGCUAUGGCUACAUCCCAUCUUUCGCCGGAGGCAUCGUCCUCAGCGUCCUAUUUGCCGUCCCAUUUCUCUACCAUACCUUCCGAUCGCUCCAGCUGCGAAAGUCAACAUCUAUUCUAUUUGCUCUGGGAGCCCUAACCGAGCUGAUAGGAUGGGCCUCCCGGACCUGGGCCGCCAAGUGUCCAUACAACAGAGAUGCCUUCCUCUCGCAGAUCGUCACCCUGAUCAUCGCCCCCGUCUUCUUCAGCGCCGCCCUCUACGUGCUCCUCGGCCAGCUCAUCCACAACCUGGGCCGCUCCUCCUCCUUCCUCUCCGCUAAAUGGUACACCAUCAUCUUCUGCACCUGCGACAUCGUGUCCCUGGUCAUCCAGGCCGUCGGCGGCGCGAUGGCCUCGAUGGCCGACACCCACGAGCAGCAGGACCGCGGCACGCACAUCAUGGAGGGCGGCAUCGUGUUCCAGCUCGCCACCAUGACCCUCUUUGGCGUGCUCCUGGGCGACUUCGCCCGGCGCAUCUCGAGCGCCAGGUUCGGCCUCCGCGACGCCGUCACGCGCAACCUCAAGCUCGUCCUCGGCGCCAUCUUCCUCAGCUUCGUCGUCAUCUACAUCCGCAGCAUCUACCGGACCAUCGAGCUCGCACAGGGCUGGAGGGGCCACCUCAUCACCCACGAGGUGUACUUCAUCGCCCUGGAUGCUGCCAUGAUGAUCAUCGCCGUGGCUGUCUUUGUGCCCAUUGACCCUGCUGUCAUGCUGGGCGGGAAAAGGUACGCCACUGAGAAGCAGAGCCCGAGUGCUGAUGCCUCGGAUGCCGAGGUCGCGAUGGCUGGGCCCAAGUACAAUGCACGUGCCAGCUAUGGUAGAGCUACGGAGCCGUACUAGAUGAGACUCCUUUUCCUUUGUCCUCAAGUGCUUGUGAGACAGGAUGCUUCCAAGGUUGUUACAGGUUCCGUAUUGUUUCUAAUGUUUCCAUUUUCUGCGACGGCGUUUGGUUGGCCUGGCUUGUGAUUUGGUAUAGAAACUUGUCACAUGAGGGAGUCAAUUAUGAGAUAGUAUAGAUACCUAGAUGGUUGGUGAUUGGUGUGCUUUAGGAAUCCGCCUGAGGAAUCGCUUGUCGCUUUUAAACAGAACAAAGAAAACACCACAGUUGUAA
This is a messenger RNA of Diaporthe batatas, 1404 nucleotides long. RefSeq lists its product as uncharacterized. The transcript has 2 exons. NCBI's taxonomy places the organism in Eukaryota, Fungi, Ascomycota, Sordariomycetes, Diaporthales, Diaporthaceae. The record is from RefSeq and is a predicted model, not a curated record. The coding region runs from base 150 to 1133 and encodes 327 amino acids. Gene Ontology annotation, cellular component: fungal-type vacuole; plasma membrane.